UUUCUAAACUUCAUGGAGCUCUCCAAGAUUAUAGUUUCAUUUUUUGUUCUUCAUUUCUUACUUUUUCAAUCACCAAUCUAUGCUGCACCUGGAAAUUCCAAUAUUUUCAGGGAAUACAUUGGAGCAGAGUUCAAUAAUGUCAAAUUUAGUGAUGUCCCUAUUCACUCUGGCGUCGAAUUUCACUUCAUUCUUUCCUUUGCUAUUGACUAUACAAUGUCUUCUUCUCCUCCAUCUCCCACCAACGGUCAAUUCAACGUCUUUUGGGACACAGAUAACCUCACCCCUUCUGCUGUUUCCGCGAUUAAAAACCAACAUUCUAAUGUUAAAGUAGCAUUGAGCUUAGGAGGGGACAGUGUUGGUGGAAGCAGCGCGUAUUUCAAUCCUUCUUCAGUUGAUUCUUGGGUUUCAAAUGCUGUUUCUUCUCUUACAGAUAUCAUUAAGCAAUACAAUUUGGAUGGAAUUGAUAUCGAUUAUGAACAUUUCCAAGCUGAUCCUAACACUUUUGCAGAGUGCAUAGGCAAACUAAUUACAACUCUGAAAAACAAUGGAGUUAUUUCAUUUGCUUCCAUAGCUCCGUAUGAUGAUGAUGAAAUUCAGAGUCAUUACAAGGCACUAUGGAAAAGCUAUAGUCAAGUUAUAGACUAUGUUAACUUUCAAUUUUACGCGUAUGAUAAGGGAACCACUGUGUCUCAAUUCAUGGACUAUUUCUCUACUCAAAGAUCAAAUUAUGAAGGGGGAAGGAUCUUGGCUAGCUUCGGCACUGAUGGGAGCGGUGGAUUAUCACCAGAAAACGGAUUUUUCACAGCGUGUAGUGAGCUUAAAAGUAAAGGAGAGUUGGUUGGAAUAUUUGUGUGGAGUGCUGAUGAUUCUAAAUCAAAUGGUUUCAAAUAUGAGAAGCAAUCACAAGCAUUAUUAACCAUAUCCCACUAGUGCUUUCAUAUCAUGCACAAUACUGUAAUAGUCAUUUAAACCCAAAACUAUGUCACACCUCUUUGUUUGUAUAAAUUUCUGAGGAUUUGAAUCAAUAUAUAUACUACCAUGUAUUGUAU
Solanum verrucosum is the source of this 1049-nucleotide messenger RNA. RefSeq names its product chitinase 2-like. Gene Ontology annotation, molecular function: hydrolase activity, hydrolyzing O-glycosyl compounds. The transcript has a single exon. NCBI's taxonomy places the organism in Eukaryota, Viridiplantae, Streptophyta, Magnoliopsida, Solanales, Solanaceae. Bases 13 to 930 code for a protein of 305 amino acids. Gene Ontology annotation, biological process: carbohydrate metabolic process. The record is from RefSeq and is a predicted model, not a curated record.